Serpula lacrymans var. lacrymans S7.9 is the source of this 7073-nucleotide messenger RNA. Its product is annotated as STKc type histidine kinase. The transcript has 58 exons. The coding region runs from base 1 to 6888 and encodes 2295 amino acids. NCBI's taxonomy places the organism in Eukaryota, Fungi, Basidiomycota, Agaricomycetes, Boletales, Serpulaceae. Gene Ontology annotation, biological process: phosphorelay signal transduction system; protein phosphorylation. The record is from RefSeq and is a predicted model, not a curated record. Gene Ontology annotation, molecular function: ATP binding; phosphorelay sensor kinase activity; protein binding.
AUGAGGCGGAAGGGAACAGCAGUCCUCACAGUCCCAGCGACUCGUUCAGCUCCUGCUUUGUCGUUCAGAGAUUCCAAUCUUGCCAUCCCAGGUUAUCUUUUCCAUAAAGCUUCGCCAUGGGAGGAUACCGGCAGUAUGACCUAUAUUGCAGAAGGAAGCAGCAUCAAAGACGGCUCAAACGUGCUCGCCAAGAUAGCACCAGCUCAUUCUAAUGGAUCAAUGUGUCUUGAAAGAGAAGCACACAUUUUGAGCAGAGUAACUUCUUCUGCCGAUGCUUUGAGUACUACUCUUCGUCUAAUCGAUUUCAUUACCAUACCCCGCUCAAGUGGAGAUUGCGUUGUCCUACUUCUAUCCCAUCCGGGACUUAAUUUACUCGGUCGCUACUUCCCACCAUCAAAAGUUAACGAUUUUCUUUUGGCCGAUGUAUCAAAAACCCGGACGUCAGGGGCCAACGAUGACAUAUUUGUAAUCGAUGAUGAGGAACUUGACACGUUGGAAUUGGAAUCAUUUGACGUGAUGGAUUUGGCCUCAUUUUUGGAGGCGGGGUUUACACAUAGAGAAGUGCGUGCGAACGCUUUCCAUUUAAACUCCCAUUCUGGUGUCGUGCGCUUCGUCCAUUUUGGGAAUCGUGCUGUAUCCUUGGAGGAAUUUGGAGGGCCAUCAACUCUUGUUAUCAGGGCACUCGAUGAAACUGAGAAGACUAAAGUCAAGGAGGCUCUUUGCUACCUUGCCCCUGAGCAGACAGGAAGUAUGGAGAUCGUCAACCAGGAUCACAGGACAGAUUUAUACUCAUUGGGCAUGAUGUUCUGGACCUUACUUGUUGGUCGAGGUAUGAUGCCUUUCGAAGGUCGACCCCUCGAGCUACUCCACUCGAUCGUGCAGAAGAGGCCGAUGCCCGUACAUGAAAUUCGUAGAGAUGUACCGAUGGUAUUGGCGAAUAUUAUUGAUAAGCUUCUAGCGAAGAGUCCAGAUAGUAGAUAUCAAAGUGCCUAUGGUUUGAAGGCAGAUUUACUAGAAUGUCAGAGGCGACUGUUGGCUGCUGUCUCGUCGGUCCUCGGCCAAUCUUACGAGCUCAUCCCGUCGUUCGAUAUAGCGACGCAAGAUAGAUAUAUGGCAUUUACUAUCCCGGUUACCCUGUUUGGGCGAGAGAAAGAACUGGAAACCAUCCGUCACGUUAUCAAACAUACUACGACAAGUUUUUCUAGGCACUUUUCAGCGUCCAGGGGCGUCCUCGGUGUUUCAUCGGCGGGUAUCACCGACACCGAUUCUGAUCGUAGUGUGUCGUCGCUUGGUCAUAUGAAUACGGAAGAUGGUGCUAUAUCUCCGUUGACGAAGAUGUCUUUACAUGGUGUACAUUCCACUGCUUUCAGUGCUCCUCCUGCUGUGGAUUUCGGUGACGUCUCGAAGAGAAUGGCGAAUAAGAACAAGAGUCAUUCAGUACGAGCUCAUACGAUCAUGGUAGUUGGUCAUCCAGGAGUUGGGAAAAGUUCUCUCGUUUUGGCAAAUCAAGCUAAAUGGAGAUCUCAUGGCCUGUGGGGUCAAGCCAAAUUUCAAAAUGCCGAUUCUGCACCAUUCGCUGCAUUGCUAGGUUGCCUUUCGUCAGUUUUGAGGCAGCUGAUGAUCUUCCACACUGAUCUCCAUCGAUUUGUAAAUGCGCUGAAGGAACGACUGGGUCCGCAAUUGCAAAAUAUACCACUUCUCUAUCAAGGGACGCCUGAACUACGAGAUAUACUUGGUAUUUUCGACAUCGACAUCGAAAUCCCUAGUAAUAAGGAUCGUUUGGCAACGCUUGAGCUACGAGCUAGGUUUCAGUCCCUGGUAGAGAAUGUUUUUUCUGUUUUAGCAGAAAUUCGCCUUUUUGCAUUGUUUCUCGAUGAUAUUCAUGAAGCCGAAGACUCAUCCUUAGACCUCAUUGAGACAUUGAUCAACUCAAGGAGCCGUAUGCUUAUUUUCGGUACUUUGCGCUCUGACGUCAGUGAAGAAUACAUGGAGAGAAUUCGAAAUAUGUGCUCCAAUAAGGGCCGUACUACAUGGGUCCAAGUAGAGCCUUUGAGCUUUCCUGCCCUAGGGUCUUUAGUAUCAAAGACUCUGCACCAGGAGGAAGAGAGUUGCGCGGAUCUGUCUCGGUUUAUCUAUACAGCAUCGUGCGGGAAUGCUUUCGUCGCCCGGAACCUUCUAACGACCUUUCAAAGGCAGCAUUACAUUACAUUUGAUUGGGGAAAUAAUCGAUGGAAUCAUGAUAUAGCUGCAAUAGAGGCCAGUUUUGCCGAUCAGAAGACCGUUGCCGACCCUGCAGAUGGAUCGUUCCUGCUCAAUCAUUUUAGAGAACUUCCUGAGGAAGCUCAAAAAUAUCUCCUUUGGGCUUCUUUUUUCGGAGCCACGUUCAAAGUAACAGAGGUAGCUCUUUUGAUGGACUGGGAACGAACGAACGAUAAUGGUGGGAGCGAUGAAGACGAGGCACGGAGUGUUUCACGAGCAGUGUCCACACUGCAGGAACAGGAACAUCACACAACCAGUGCCCGUGGAUCUAUGAGAGGUCUACAAGCUGCUAUUUCAGAAGGAUGGCUCGUACAGCGGGCCAGAGACAUGUGCAGUUUUGCUCAUGAUCGAUAUCGCCAAGCUGUGCAGGUUGAAGCCAAUGAUCUACCAGGGCCCGCGAUUUCCAACAUGUCUUUCAGGAUCAUUCUGAUGAUGUUGCAUGAGAGCGCUCCAGAUAUUCACCGAAUUGCAGAGCAUGCUAAACGAUGUCUACAUCUCCUCCAUGAUCAUCCAAAAUGGGGGGAGCUUCUCAACGUUCUCAUUGACGCCGGUGACUCGGCAUGGGCAAGGGGCGCUCAUGAGUUGGCUCUCCAAGCGUUUUCGAGUGCAAAGUCACUAUUGCGUGAUAAUGCUUGGGACGAUAAUCCUAGGCGUACGUGUUUGUUACUUUCAAGGCUUGCUGCUCUUUUCACGUGGAAAGGCGAUCUCAAACAAUCCGAUAUCCUUGCCGAAGAAUGCGUCCUCAAGGCAGAACACCCUGAGGAUAAAGGUCAGGCCUUACGGUUGCGAGCGAACAAUCAAUGGAUGCGCAACAACUACGCGGCUGCUUUGAAAGACACAAUAUAUGCUCUUCAUGCUCUCGGUGUAGAUGUCAAUCCCGCGCCAUCCAUAGAAGAGGCAGAUCAAAUGUUCGAGGAAGUGAAGAAUGAGGUCUUAGCUAUGGGAUACGAUAAAAUCAUCCGCAUACCAAGGGCUAAAGACCCGAGGACAGAUCUAGCCGUUGCUUUGCUCAAUGAUGCUGGAAACAAUGCGUAUUGGAGUCCAGGAGAAGGGUUUGCUGAUGUUAUAGGACUAACGACGAUCCGAGUUGCGUUGCAACGAGGGAUGUCGCCUGGCACUCCACUGGGUUUUUUCUGGGCUUUAGGCGCUGCCGCAGAACGGCGAGGACUAUUCAGAUUUUCGACAGACCUUGGAAAGCUUGCGCUACGUAUAGCAGAUAUCCAUGGAGGCAGCUUUGACAAGUGCCGGGCUAAUGUUUUAUUUGCUGCACUAGUUGCGCCUUACGACAACAUGCAUAUACGUGCCAAUUUGCCUCGCCUUGAGGAAGCCCUGAAGUAUGGACAUAGUGCCGGAGAUCGCGGAUUCACAAGUUUUGCUAGUAUCCAUACCAUAAUUACCAGGCUUUACGUCUGUGAUCAUUUAAGCGAAGUCGUUCUUGCUGCUGAGGAGUGUGUCAGUGAUAUCGAACUUUGGACUCCAGAAGGAGAAGCCAAUAUCUUGGCAAAAGGAGUUUUAAAUUGCAUACGGACUCUGGGCGGAUACACAGAUACGACCUCUGUCGAGACCACAUUCGACACAAACAUGUGUAAGGAAGCCGAUUUCAUCAGAUACAUUCAGAAGACAUCGGGGAAUCUAGGGCUCUCAAUGAGCUGGUCAGUUGUCGCUCUCUUCUGCGUUGGUCAUGCAGAAGCAUCUGCAGAACUGGGUUUUUCGGUCUAUGCCACUCGCUCCCACCAUCCUAAUCACAGGCAUCCCCGAUACGCAGCAUUUUUUCACAGUCUUGCCCUAAUCGCAUGCCUUCGUGAAGGGAAAACCCCUGAAGGACAACGAGAUCGUUACAUGGGACAGCUCCGCCUGAAUCAAAGUUAUGUUCGCAAAUGGCUGUCUCCCAGUCCUAUCAACACGAGUACAUGGGUAGCUCUUGUGGACGCGGAGUUGGCAUCGUUGACGGGUGAUCCUGAAGCAUUGAAGCUUUAUGAUACUGCAGUAAAGUUGGCUGUAAAUGACAACUGGCACCUGGAAGAAGGGUGGGCUCUGUACAUGCAAGGAUGUCAUCUUAUUCGAAACGGUGUUGAGGGUCUGGGUAGUGAACUACAACGUCGUGGUGUACUGCGGCAGUCACAAUGGGGGGCACAAGGUAUUGUGCGCUACAUGACAGCCACACUGGGCUCAAAAACGCAAUAUUCGCAUCAACGUUCUGUAUUUACUGCAGAUGUUGCAAUACAGACCGACACUGUUCUGGCUAGCUUCAGCGGUCACCCUCCCACGCUUUAUGGGUCAGCGCCGAAGCUAGAAACCAGUGAGGAACAAGAGAUAUCAAGUUUAUCAGCUUCAGAUCUUGCCUCUAUCCUCAAGUGGAGUAAAGAUAUUUCAAGUGACAUUAACUUAUCUUCAGCGUUACAGCGUUUGACCGAAAUCGCUACUGAAGCCUCUCGGUCUCAGAAUACAUGUCUGGUCAUUACGAGUCCCAGUGGUGAAUAUACUGUUGCGACAAGUAUGGUAACGCCAGAGAUGUGUGUUGUAUAUGAGAACCAGAAAUCAGUCAGGUCUAUCAGUGAUCCCUUACAAAAAGCUGUGAUCCAGCAUGCGCUCAACUCAAAGCUAAGGCUUUACUAUGAAGAUGCAUCUACAGACCCACGAUUUUCAUCUGAAGCACAUUUGAGUCCAUUUCGAUCAGUCAUAUGUCUUCCAAUCUUCAGCAAUCGAGGACAGACAUACGGAGCUAUUUAUGUUUCUUCGAAAUACGCUUUCUCGCAGAACACAGUAACUAUUUUGACGCUCCUGUGCCAACAAGCCAGUAUCAGCAUUUCAAGUGCCUUGUUGUUCCGUUCUGUUCAAGCAGGAACGCGGGAAAACUUAAAGAUGAUAUCUGCACAAAGAGAAGCUCUAGAAACAGCUAGAAAAAGCCGAGAACACGCAUUGAAAGCUACAAAGAUUAAAAGUAAUUUCCUGGCUUCUAUGAGCCAUGAGCUGCGCACGCCUUUCAGCUCCUUCUAUGGGCUGUUGGAUCUUUUAAGCGGUACAGAGCUUAAUCCUGGGCAAAGCGAAAUUGUACAAACUGCUAAACAAUCGUGUGAACUGUUAUUGAAGAUCAUAGACUCAAUAUUAGAUUAUAGCAAACUCGAGGCAUCUGCUGUCAAGCUGGAAUUUUCGGGUUUCCCUGUGGAGAACAUCAUCGCUGAUUGCAUGGAGCUUUUAUCGCCGAUGGCUGCCAAAAAACUAGACCUGUCUUUCAAUAUAGAACCGGAUGUACCCCCUUGGAUUGUGUCUGACUACGCCAGAAUUCGUCAAGGUAAAUUUCACAAUUUUUUUGCUAACGAAUAUCUUCGCAUUAUUAAUUGCAUAUAUGUAGUCCUAAUGAACCUUAUUGGUAACGCCGUCAAGUUCACCGCGUCUGGCUCUGUUACUGUUGUGUGCUCGGUUGAGAAAGAGACUAAUGUAAUGCCACCUGAUAUUGAACUGAAGUUCACAAUCCGGGACACAGGCAUUGGUUUGUCACCCAGUGCUGUAGAUCUUCUAUUUGUUCCUUUCCAACAAGCUGAUAAUUCAUCAACUCGGCGCUUCGGAGGAACUGGCCUCGGCUUAUCUAUUUCGCGCCAGCUAGUCAAGCUAAUGGGCGGUACUAUAGGGGUCCAAUCAGAGCUUAAUUCUGGGUCCGUCUUCUGGUUUACCCUACCAGUCAAGGUAUACGAGUCAGAGGACUCUCGGAAGGCACUCUCGGACAUCGAAAGGUUGCAAUCACUCUUAAAGACUCCUCAAACUCCUCGCAUCCUGAUCUGUUCGCAGUCUUAUGCAACCUCAGCUUUGCUAAAAAUGAUGCUCGAUGGUUUUCAAGUUGACUCUGUGCAAGAUAUGGAGGAGGUCAAGUAUAAUCUUCGUUCACUGUGUUCGCUGGCUCUUCCCCUAGACUUCCUGGUCCUCGACGAUCAGUCUGAGAAGCUUGCCGACGACCUUUCUCAGUAUAUUGUCUCCCUAGACAACAAAUCGCUAGAAGAUACCAAAAUCAUACAUCUUUAUACUCCGACGACAGAUACCUUAUCUGGGCCAGCUUUAUCCAACAGUACUACUUCUGGUGUCUUGAGAAUGACGAAACCUCCAAGGAGGGCACGUUUGUUGCAGGUGCUCGCCAAAUUGAAAAAUAUUCCUGACAUUGCGCCAGCUACGGAGUUCAAACGGGCCGUGGAAGACUCUAGUGCGAAUCAAAGGACGCUAUACGGCAAUGUGCUCAUUGCUGAAGACAAUCCUGUUGCUCAAAAUCUUCUUGUGAAACAAUUAGAACGCUAUCAGCUCUCGGUCACCGCCACAAGCAACGGUGAAGAAGCGAUCAAAGAAUGGGAAACCCGUGAACCAGGAUUUUUCACUGUUGCACUUUUCGAUCACCAUAUGCCAGUAUGCGAUGGGGUAGAGGCUGCCAAACGCAUAAGAAUGCUAGAGAGUAGAAUGAAGACUCCAGUGCUUCUACCAAUCGUGGCUUUGAGUGCCGAUUGCCAAGAAUCCACAAAGCGGUUGUGCCUUAACGCUGGCAUGAAUGUUUUCUUUAGCAAACCGCUGAGAAAAGGGGAUCUGCUAUCUCUUUUGUCCAUGUUUGGUACAUCUCCAGCCUCGUCCGCCAGUGGUGACACUGUGUAAAAACCCGCAUUGUUGAAUUGCUGUCAUAACUUAUUUCACAUACUACACGCAUUUAAAUCAAGUAUAUCACUAGAAUCUACAGGGAUGUAGCAUACAGAACGUACCUUGUUUAUUGUAUCAUAUAUCCUUCCUUAUUAUGAAAACGCAUCAUCCAAGCAAACGACUUAACAUAAAAUGGUACUCAU